Molecule: messenger RNA, 432 nt
Organism: Malus domestica (apple)
Lineage: Eukaryota; Viridiplantae; Streptophyta; Magnoliopsida; Rosales; Rosaceae
Source: RefSeq, a predicted model, not a curated record
AUGUCGGAUUUAGGUCUGUUGCAUCACUUCUUAGGGCUUGGAGUAAUUCAAACAGAAGACUGCAUCUUUCUGAAUCAAAAGAAAUAUGCAAGAACCUUGCUGGAGAAGUUUGGAUUGAAGGAUUGCAAGUAUGUUGCAAUUCCACUUGUAGCAGAUGAAAAGUUAAGCAAAGUUGAUGCAAGUGAGAUGGCUGAUGAAAGUCUUUAUAGGAAGAUGGUUGGUAGUCUGUUAUACUUAAUAGCUACAAGACCUGAUAUAAUGUUUGCUGCAAGUUUCCUAGCUCAAUUCAUGCACAAUCCAACCAGAAAGCACAUGGGAACCACAAAGAGGGUGUUGAGAUAUAUACAAGGAACACUGGACUAUGGAAUUGCAUAUGAGAAAGGCAAAGAUGAUGUGCUUAUUGGCUAUUAUGAUAGUGACUGGAGGAAGUGA